UGAUGCGUGGACAUGUCGUAUAGUUAUUGUUGGUCGCACUCUCAAAGGCAGUGUUGAUGUUUUGAGGCGUGUAACAUCGAAGAAAGAGAGUCGCUUUGCACCGAGGACAUUUCCUUUCUUUCUCCGGAUAAAGACAAUAUAUCUGUCUUUUUGAGCUCCGAGGCUUGUUUUUACACCCGGUGACAUGUCGGAAAGCUCGAGUGACACUGAGUCCUCGUGCGGAUGGACCGUCAUCAGCAACGAGGGCUCGGAUAUCGAGACUCUGGGACCCGACAUCGUGACGGAUUAUGAUCCAGAAGAGGCAGCUGGAGCUUCUGCGCCAGAGCAGCCCGUUUCUUUACAAGACGCGGACGCGGAGGCGGUGGAACAAUCCUCUUUGGACGUCACGAUUAAGGAGUUAGAGACGGCGCUGGAAGCCGAGCCCGGGCAACAGGUGGGAAAGGAGGCGGGUCUAGAGGACCAUGUGCAUCUCUGCUCUUCCAGCGAUCACUCUGACAUCGUCACCCUUGGCGACGCCAGGGAGGCGGAGCUCGGGGUGUGGGAGGAGCCUGUUGCUAGGGAGGACGAGGAAACGGGGAACGAGGAGCUCUACUUGGGGACGUCGUCAAGCAGCCAGUACACGUUCAGUGCUGCAGAGACGAUUUUCCCAGCAGAGUGCGCCGCACGCAGAGGCUCCAGUAGCACCAGCGAGGAAGACGAGGACGCCGAGACGAAGGCCAGCCCGGGGGUGGUUCGGAGGCGCAGGCUGAGGAGGAACACGGCUGGUUCAGAGCCGGAGAAAGAGCAGGAUGGAGAUGGUCAUGAGGAUGAGGUGGAGGUGGAAGCUGAGGAGCAGAGAGAAGCUCGCGUCCAACAUCAGCGACAGAACAGCGGAACCCUGAACAAGUGCAUCCUCCUCGCCCUCGUCAUAGCCAUCAGCAUGGGCUUCGGGCAUUUCUACGGCACGGUGCAGAUCCAGGAGAGGCAGCGGCUGGUGGUGAAAACUCGAGUGAACGAGCUGAGCGACAUCAGCAGGGAUGCAGUUGAGAGUCUGAAGGAUGAGCUAGAGGAGAAGCAAGACAUGGUGAUGUCCCUGACAGGCAUUAUGGAUAAGAUUACCAAGGAGAAUCAGCAUCUCAGAGCCAGAGAGGCUGAACUACAGGCUCAGAGGCAAGAUUUACUCGCACAGCUUCAGCAGGCCAAGAGCGAGAUGGAUUCCCGUCAGAAGCAACUUGCCUCGGAGAACCGGGCUUUGAAGAGCACUCUGGAACGAGAGGAGGCAUCUCUCUCGGCACUGCAGGACGAGCUCCGGUAUCUCCGGUCUCAGAUCCGCGAGCUCGAGGAGCAAGGAGCUGGCGCUGACUCAAUCCUCUCUGAGAACCAGCGCCUAAAGGACCACCUCCUAGAGGAGAAGCAGAGGAUCCGGAGCUUCCUCAGCCAGAAGGAGGCACUGAUGGUGAAGGUUCAGGUGCUUCGGAAGGAGCUUGAUAUGGAGAGGAAAGUGACGGAUAAGCUGAAGGAGGAGCUGGAAGAGAUGAGUCAGCGAGAUACUGGGAUGCGAAGGGAAGGAGAGGUUGAUGUCGAAACUGAGGGACUCCAGGUUCGACUUCGGGAACUGGAGAAGAAGCUUAGCUUUGAGCAGCAGCGUUCCGACCUGUGGGAGCGACUGUACGUGGAGUCAAAGGAAGACCAAGCCAAAGGGGACACUCAACCCAAGACCAGGAAAUCCAAAGAAGGCAUGCUCGGGAAGGUCAAGGAGACGUUUGAUGCGGUGAAGAACUCAACCAAGGAGUUUGUUCACCACCACAAGGAGCAGAUCAAGAAAGCCAAGGAAGCCGUCAAGGAGAACCUUAGGAAGUUUUCAGACUCUGUCAAAUCUACGUUUAGGCAUUUGAAGGACUCCACAUCAAAUGUAUUAGGGAGAAUCCGAAGGCCACAGGACAAAAGAUUCAACGAGAGGAAGGAUGCAAAAACGGAACAGCAAGGAUUUCAGCAAGAGAGUUUCAAAGAACAGCAGAACAAACGUUCAGAGGAAGAACACUGGCAGCACCACCGGCCCCUUCACCAGCAUCCUCGGAAAUCCACAGUGGACUCCUCCUUCCAGGCAGACCGCAACACGCGCAAGCCAGGUGCCCAGAAGCAGCAACGGUCUACGGCAUGCAAAGCUAUGCCUAAAGGAUGCACUGGCGUCUUUGACUGCGCCUACCAAGAAUCCAUGAGCCUCUUUAACAAGGCCAUGGAGCCCAUAAGAGCGGACGAGUUCCACCAGCUCCUGCGAAGCUACCUGCAGCAAGAAGUGGGUCAUUUCCAUCACUGGAGGGAGCUUGAUAGCUUCAUCAACAGGUUCUUCCAGAACGGACUCUUUAUUCACGAUCAGAUGCUGUUCACGGACUUCGUCAGCGGAGUAGAAGACUACCUGGUGGACAUGGACGAGUACCAGGACGGGGAUGACGACGUUUUUGAGGAUCUGGAUGAUUACGUAUAUAAGCACUUCUUCGGAGAGACGUACUCGGAACCGAAUGCUCCAAGUCGACCUUUUGAAGGCCCAGGGUCGAAGGUCAAACCGGAGCGGGAGUGCCAACAACAUCAGCAGCAGCGAAAGCACCAGCAUUCGCGUACUCUGCCUCCUCGAGACAGGAAGUGGGCCCGGUCGGGGCGCAGCUCUGACAGACACUUUGCAGACGUCAAAAUAGAGCUCGGGCCCAUGCCGUUCGAUCCGAAAUACUAGGAAACGUUCUCCGCACUAGUUCUUUCUAUUAUAGCUCUUAGAUUUGAAAAUAAAACCGGCUGUUAUUGCAAAACCGUUUGGAAUAACGCUGCGUUCAGGUCAUGUCACAAUUACGCUAAUGUACCUGACACCAAAAAUGAAAUAUCGUGAGUUAAAGCGGGAAUAAACACAAUUUCACAACGUUUUGAGAAAAUUCUGACAUGACGUGAACGCGCUAUAUGUCUAACGAACGCAUCGCUUCCCUCUGCCUCCUCGCCACAAAUGUUGUGAUUUUGCACAAAUCUAAAUGCGCUAAAUGUUGUUUUGUUCCGUGUGUGUGUGUGUGUGUGUGUGUGUGUGUGUGUGAGCGCUAAUCUGCAGCUAGGUUUCAGUGGAGUCAAUAGGCAAGCGCAGACGCUAAUCAGCUACCAGUUAUUUAGCUCCAGUUGCAAGAGAACUAUAUACAUAAUGACGUAUGAAACAAAACGUUUGAGAAUGCACUUAAUUUAAACGAAGCACUGUGUGUUGGUAAGAAAGAACAGUUUAUUUGUAUUAAAUAGACUAAUUUAAUUGCGUGAAGUGUCAUUAAUCCUGCGUAGGACCAAGUGAUUUAAGCCUGAUCUACUGAGCUUUCAGCUGAAGUACAUUGAACUGUGGAUCACUUUUCUCGCUGUUUUUUUUUUUUUGCUGCUAAACGUGAACACUUGAUUGUGUAAACACGGAGCAAGACCUUCGUUUCCAUCCUGGGUGUGUUGUGUAGUUCUCCUUUUUGUUAUGUCAUGCUGGAUAGGUUACAUUCCUGUUGAAACUUGUUUGCUUGUUUUUUUGUUUUUUUUCAAUUGUCCAAAAAGUAAUUGCUGUUUUGCGGCUCAUGGAGAAAAAAAAAAAAUACACAAUAAAAAUGUUAUUUUGCUUGAA
Ictalurus furcatus (blue catfish) is the source of this 3604-nucleotide messenger RNA. It is a transcript of the gene ccpg1, whose product is annotated as cell cycle progression 1. The coding region runs from base 185 to 2707 and encodes 840 amino acids. NCBI's taxonomy places the organism in Eukaryota, Metazoa, Chordata, Actinopteri, Siluriformes, Ictaluridae. The record is from RefSeq and is a predicted model, not a curated record. The transcript has 11 exons. Gene Ontology annotation, cellular component: membrane.